UCCAAUCGCUACCCUUGUUCCUCCAUCUUCCUCAUCUUUCCUCUUUUUCAACAAUUUUCCUUCUUCUUCUUCUUCACACACACAGAUCUCUUCUCCAUCAACAUUACUCGUGGUUUUGCAUCUUCUUCUUCUCCAUGAGGAAAGGGAGAGGCUCUUCCAUCGCUGGACCCGCCCUUCCCGUACCCGCCGGUAACCACAACGGAUCUGUCAAGGAGCCAAGAUAUAGAGGCGUUAGGAAGAGACCUUGGGGCCGUUUCGCGGCAGAGAUCCGUGAUCCGUUAAAGAAAUCUCGAGUUUGGCUCGGUACUUUCGAUUCCGCCGAGGAUGCCGCUCGAGCCUACGAUGCCGCCGCUCGUAACCUCCGUGGUCCAAAGGCCAAGACCAAUUUCCCGAUCGAUUGUUCACCUUCUUCUCCUCUCCAACCACUCAAUUACCAGAAUCAUCAGAAUCAGAACAUGUGCUCUGCUUCUCCUUUCGCGGCGAAUCAGAGCCAGAUCGAUCCGUUUAUGGACCACCGGUUAUACGGCGGAGGAAACUUCCAGGACCAGCAGAUUAUUAUCAGUCGGCCGGCGAGUAGCAGCAUGAGCAGCACCGUCAAAUCGUUUAGUGGACCGAGGCCGACGACGAUUGAAGCGGCGUCUUCCUCCGUGGCUAAGCCGUUGCCUGCGACGAAGAGGUAUCCGCGGACUCCACCGGUGGCUCCGGAGGAUUGUCACAGCGAUUGCGAUUCGUCUUCGUCGGUUGUUGACGACGGUGACGAUAUCGCUUCUUCGUCUUCGCGCCGGAAACCGCCGUUUCAGUUUGAUCUUAAUUUUCCGCCGUUGGAUGGCGUUGACUUGUUCGCCGGCACUGACGAUCUCCACUGCACCGAUCUACGUCUCUGAUCUUGAGGGUAAAAAAAAACCAACAAGAUCCAAUGAUUUACAACAAAAAAAUCUCCAAUUUUCAAAAGAACUUUUUUCUUCAUUUCCUUUGAUCUCAUAUUGAAAGUAAAAAAAGAACGAUAAAUAAAAAAAAAGGAUGAAAAAAAAAAAGUGAGCAUGAUGAUUCUGUCAUUGUGAAUUACAUCGACAAUGAAGAUAAUGACGAUAAAGAGCGAGAGAGAGAGAGCUUGUGUUAAGAUCUGUUACUGUAAGAACCAGAUCUGGGUUUCAUUUGUCUGUUUCUUAUAUAGAUCAACCCUUUGUUA
Molecule: messenger RNA, 1189 nt
Organism: Eutrema salsugineum
Lineage: Eukaryota; Viridiplantae; Streptophyta; Magnoliopsida; Brassicales; Brassicaceae
Product: ethylene-responsive transcription factor 7
Exons: 1
Coding region: 135-884 (249 amino acids)
Biological process (GO): regulation of DNA-templated transcription
Molecular function (GO): DNA binding; DNA-binding transcription factor activity
Source: RefSeq, a predicted model, not a curated record